Molecule: messenger RNA, 246 nt
Organism: Paramecium sonneborni
Lineage: Eukaryota; Ciliophora; Oligohymenophorea; Peniculida; Parameciidae
Source: the annotation of a GenBank genome assembly
AUGGAUUCUAAAUUUAUUGAAGAAUUUGAUCACUUGAAUAAUGAUUAGAAAAAUCAAAUGCUCAUUAAUCUUAAAUUAUAUAUCAAUCAAUUACAAACAUAAAUUCAAGAAUUAGAAAAAAGUGCUAUUGAUAUAAUCAUUGAAAAAGAUGAAAAAAUUCUAUAGUUAGAAAAUAUUCUUAAUUAGUAUUCACCUUCAAAACAAUAUAAUAAAGAUGAUGAAAUUCUUUAAUUGAAAGCGUAUUGA